AUGGGCGUCGAAAUCUCUUUGGAUCCCCCAGUCUGUCCGAUUCAAGCUAAUGGUGGCACGUCGAAGCAUAAGAUGAUCAAUCAUACUGAUCGUCAUUUGGCUUAUAAGGUCAAAUCUUCGAACAACUCCAACUACAGUGUCAACCUCAUCUAUGGCAUUCUUAAAGUUUGCGAUGUCAAGGAGUUGGUGAUCACUAGAAAGCCCGGAAAACCGCAAGCCGACAAGCUGAUCAUCCAAUACUGCCAAGUCAACGAUGAGAACGCCGAUCCGAAGGCGUUGUUCGCCAACGGUGUUCCCCCUGGCGAGUUGUCCGGAGAGACCAUCAUCAAGUUGUCGGCUGCCGAAUAG
This is a messenger RNA of Caenorhabditis remanei, 348 nucleotides long. RefSeq lists its product as uncharacterized. The record is from RefSeq and is a predicted model, not a curated record. Bases 1 to 348 code for a protein of 115 amino acids. Lineage: Eukaryota; Metazoa; Nematoda; Chromadorea; Rhabditida; Rhabditidae. The transcript is spliced from 3 exons.